AUGCGUGCUGUAGCUCAACUUGGGCAAGCUUACAAUGUUUCUGUCAUCGACGUUCCAAUCCCUACAAUCCUCAACGCGACCGACGUCAUUGUCAAGAUCAAUGCGACUGCCAUCUGUGGUUCGGACCUUCACACUUAUCAUGUUGUUUCUGGGUCUGAGGAUACGCCACUCCUCUACGGUCAUGAAGCUGUUGGAUACAUUACCGAGAUAGGUGAUGCCGUGCAGUUUCUCAACGUGGGCGACUACGUGAUCAUCCCCGACAACCUCGAUAAUGGUCACUACACCGUUGAGCCUGACCAUUACACCGUGCCCAUUGGAUUCGGCGGUGUCCAAGACGGCACUCCCGAAGCUCCGUUGCCCGGGCUUCAGACCGAAUACGCCAGAAUCCCCUUCGCCGACAACUCCCUCAUCACCAUCCCAAUCAACUCCACGACAAACGAAACAACCCUCUUCAACUACCUCUUCAUCACCGACAUCUUUUCCACAGCCUGGUCCGGCGUCACUUGGUCAGGCUUCCAACCCGGCGACUCAAUCGCAGUCUUCGGCGCCUGUCCCGUCGGUCUUCUUGCAGCCUACUCUGCCAUCCUCCGCGGUGCCUCUCGCGUCUACAUCGUCGAUGAUGUACAACAGCGUCUCGAUCUUGCAGCCUCCAUUGGCGCCAUCCCAAUCAAUUUCAACACUUCCGAUCCAGUAGGGCAGAUUCUCGCACACGAGCCCAUGGGAGUAAGAAGAGGUGUUGAAGCUGUGGGAUAUGAAGCCCGUCUCCCCAAUGGCACGAUGGAUGAAUCCAUCACUUUACGUCAGUUGGUCAAUGUGACCGCUAAUCAAGGUGGUAUAGGCGUCGUGGGCUUGCACAACAACGGCACCUACAAUUUUGACAUCGGCACUGUGUUCAACAAGGCUUUGACCAUUCAAGGCGGUAUCGUGCUGCCUUUGCAACAAGUUGCUGCUGAGUUGGUUCCACUAGUGACUUCUGGAAGGGCAAACCCGAGUUUUAUCGUCAGCAGUGUUAUUGGUAUCGAACAGGCGCCGGAAUACUAUGCACGCUUCUCCAGACAUGAGGAAAGUAAAGUUGUCAUUAGGUUUUGA
Aureobasidium pullulans EXF-150 is the source of this 1089-nucleotide messenger RNA. Its product is annotated as GroES-like protein. Lineage: Eukaryota; Fungi; Ascomycota; Dothideomycetes; Dothideales; Saccotheciaceae. Gene Ontology annotation, molecular function: zinc ion binding; oxidoreductase activity. Bases 1 to 1089 code for a protein of 362 amino acids. The record is from RefSeq and is a predicted model, not a curated record. The transcript is spliced from 2 exons.